This is a messenger RNA of Xyrichtys novacula (pearly razorfish), 1422 nucleotides long. The record is from the annotation of a GenBank genome assembly. Lineage: Eukaryota; Metazoa; Chordata; Actinopteri; Labriformes; Labridae.
AUGUGCAAUAGUUUUCUGUACUUUUUUAUUGAAAAGGUUGUGACUGCCAGGUCUCUCAUCUCUGCUUCUGCAUCCGACCCCUCUGUGCCUGUUCCUUGUUCUGCAGUUCUUGACAGGUUUGAGCCUGUGUCUUUGUCAUUUUUAGAAGAGCUGGUUGGCCAUAUUAAGCCUGCUGGUUCUCCCUGUGAUGUUGUCCCUCCCAGGCUGUUUAAAGAGGUUUUCCCCUGCAUAGGUCAGUCUGUUCUGGCUAUCAUAAAUAGCAGUCUGUCCUCUGGUGUUGUUCCGCCAGGUUUUAAACAUGCAGUGGUGCAGCCUCUACUUAAAAAACCAGGCCUUGAUUGCAGUGUGCUGGCCAAUUUUAGGCCAAUCUCCAAACUUCCUUUUAUUUCAAAGAUUUUAGAGAAAGUUGUUCAUGUUCAGCUAAAGUCCUUUCUGGAUGAGCAUGGUGUCUUGGAGGUCUUCCAGUCUGGUUUUAAAACUCGCCACAGCACAGAGUCUGCUUUAAUGAGAGUUUUUAAUGACAUCCUCCAGGCAAAUGACUCUGGUGAUUAUGUUGUUCUUGUUCUGUUAGAUCUAACUGCAGCCUUCGACACAGUGGACCACAACACUCUGGUGGCUCGGCUAAGCUACCUUAUAGGUGUCCAUGGUACUGCACUAGAGUGGUUCAAGUCAUAUUUAACAGACAGAACAAUGAGUGUGAGCCUUGGAGAUACAAAGUCCAGCUCUGCUCCACUGCCGUAUGGGGUUCCACAAGGGUCGAUUUUAGGGCCCCUGCUCUUUUCUUUGUAUUUGCUGCCCCUGGGAUCCAUCUUAAGAAAGCAUGGCAUUUCAUUUCAUUGUUACGCUGAUGACAGUCAGAUAUAUGUGCCACUUAACAAGAAAAAUGCUUUCUCCCUCACUCCACUUCUGGCAUGUCUUGAAGACAUCAAAGCCUGGAUGGCUUUGAAUUUCUUAAAUUUCAAUAAAAAAACAGAAGUGAUGGUCUUUGGUCCCAGUGGCCCUUGUGAAACCCCUCCUGUAGACUUGGGUAUUUUAGCAGACUAUUUAAAGCCAACCGUCUCAAAUUUGGGUUUUAAGAUGAACAGUGAUUUUAAAUUUGAUAGGCAAAUUAGCUCGGUAGUGAAAUCCAGUUUUUAUCAUAUUAGGCAGCUGGCGAAGGCAAAGCCUUUUCUUUCACGUAAGCACUUUGAAACAGUAAUCCAUGCCUUUGUUACAUCUCGGCUGGAUUACUGUAACGCACUUUAUUUUGGAGUCAGCCAGUUCUCCCUCUCACGUCUCCAGUUAGUUCAAAACGCAGCCGUCCGGCUCUUAACUGGAGUACGUAAGAGGGAGCACAUUACUCCCAUCCUGGCCUCCCUCCACUGGUUACCCGUGCAUUUUAGAGUUCAUUUUAAGUUUCUUUUAUUUGUUUUUAAAUCUUGA